Penicillium daleae is the source of this 1158-nucleotide messenger RNA. RefSeq names its product OSTA/TMEM184 family protein. The transcript has 6 exons. Lineage: Eukaryota; Fungi; Ascomycota; Eurotiomycetes; Eurotiales; Aspergillaceae. The record is from RefSeq and is a predicted model, not a curated record. Gene Ontology annotation, biological process: transport. Gene Ontology annotation, molecular function: transporter activity. Bases 1 to 1158 code for a protein of 385 amino acids.
AUGGGCCUAUUUCACGAUUCCAGCAAUGACAACACAACAUGUCCAAUGCCCAGGCCCCUCGUGGCUGAUGCAUCAGAAAAUUUCAUAGGCGAAUUCACUUUCCACAAGUUCAACAUGAUUCUUUCCGGUGCCUGCACGGCUAUUACCUGUCUGGUCAUUUUGUUUGCGAUGAUCAAACACUCAUUACGCUUCAGUAACCCAAACGAGCAGCUAAAAAUCAUGCGAAUCGCUACCUUAUUACCCAUCUACUCGAUCCUCUCUUUUAUCCCCAUCUGCUUCCCGAACAGCUAUGUCUACCUGACGGGCUGGAUAGAAGUUAUCCAGGGAAUUGCGCUUUAUACCUUCCUCAUGCUGCUCUGCGACUUUCUUGCUCCCAACGACCGCAACCGCGUCGUCUUCUUUGCGGGCCUGAGAAUCCCCAGCAGGAAGGACAAGAACGAGAAGCGCGACGGGCUGACAUGGCUCCAGAAAACUUGGUAUUUUGUCCUUCAGUAUCCCGCUGUUGCCGCUAUUCUCGCUGUCGCACAAUGUAUCACCGAAGCCGCUGAUGUCUACUGCCUUGAAAGCAACAACAGACACUUCGCUCAUCUUUGGCUUAAUGUCAUCCGAAUCAUAUCCCUCAACUUUGCAAUCAUGUCCAUCCUCCGAUUUUACGCCAACCUCAAGUCCUAUAUGCAAGAGCACAAGCCAUUGUUAAAGCUCCUUGCAUUCAAGAUGGUAGUUGGUCUUGUAUUCAUUGAACAGAUUAUCUUCAUGAUCCUGCACUCGACAGACGCUCUCAAGGAAACGUCGACAAUGAGCUAUGCCGAUGUAUACAUCGGACUACCGACCAUGAUCAUUUGCAUCCAGAUGGUUCCCUUCGCAUUCUUCUUCAACUACGCAUACUCUACAAAGCCUUACCGAGUAAGCAGCAACAGCGCCCGUUACGAUAACUCCAUGGAGUAUCUCGCUGUUGAGGAGAACGAGGCAGGAAGGUCUUAUCAAUCACGCCAAUAUCAAGGUGGUCCUCUCGGUAUCUAUGCUUGGCUUGCCUUUUGCAACGCCUUGGAGUUUUUCCGCGAGAUCACGUCGACAUACCACAUGUUUCGUGAGGGUCGGAUGAGAAUGGUGGACCCCAUGACAUCGCAGGAAAGCUAUCGCAUGCAGUAUUCCAUGUAA